Messenger RNA from Bufo bufo (common toad), 1646 nucleotides. It is a transcript of the gene KATNBL1, whose product is annotated as katanin regulatory subunit B1 like 1. The record is from RefSeq and is a predicted model, not a curated record. NCBI's taxonomy places the organism in Eukaryota, Metazoa, Chordata, Amphibia, Anura, Bufonidae. The coding region runs from base 247 to 1155 and encodes 302 amino acids. The transcript is spliced from 10 exons. Gene Ontology annotation, cellular component: nucleolus. Gene Ontology annotation, molecular function: microtubule binding.
ACGCUCGCCCCGCCCCUUCGGUGGCAGUGAACCAAUCGCAGCCGUCUGAGGCGAGGGUGUGAUUGACAGCGGUUGUUGCUUACCCAGAAAGCCCUGCGGGGCAGUUUGAAUGGCGCAGCGUCCUGUCAGAGGGGAUCGUCCGGUUAUUGUAUAGUGAGCUCGAGCGGCGGCCGGAGCAGGAGUGCAGUGCGAUAGGUCUCGUCAGUGAAGCCCCCGGCAGGGCCAUGAGCCGACUUCCUGGGUAUUAUGGCAUUUGAAGCCUGCGAUGCCAAGAAGCGGGACCUAGAGGAGGGUUGUACCAAUGACCACCCAAGGAAAAGACUCUCGGCUGCUGCCAAGCAGAACAUGAAGGAGGGUAACAUUUCACAGGAAGAGUCGGUAUCUGUAGUAACCAGAAGUCCAGGUCGGCAACCUUCAACCAGUGAUCGUCAGCUUUACAAAGUGGUGGUUUGUAAGAGGAAAGCCCCGCAGCAAGCCCUGAGACCCGCUUACAGAAGAAAGCAGCAUCAGAAAGGCUGGGGCUGUGACAUGGCCAAUAAGGAAAACGAGCUGGCGGCGGGGAACCUGCACGAGAAGCUCCAGAACGACCGCCACACCUUUGUGCUGAACUCCACCGAUUCCAGCUCCUCGCAGACUGAAGGGGCCUCCUCGAAAUAUAGCACUUUCUUCGCAGAGUUGUCCAAGGAUCACGAUACAAUGGCACAGGUCCUUUUCAGCCGAAACCUCAGGCUUAAUGUAGCCCUCACUUUCUGGAGGAAGCGCAGUGUGAAUGAACUCGUGGCCUAUCUAGUCAGGAUGCAAGAUUUAGGUGUAAUAGCGGAUUGUCUUCCAGUCCUCACAAAUAGCCUUCAAGAAGACAAGGCCUCCAUCUCGGCCGGCUGCUGUGUCGAUCUGUUGCCACUGGUUAAAUCCCUGCUGAGAAGUAAAUUUGAAGAAUAUGUGAUCGUCGGCCUGAACUGGCUCCAGGCGGUUGUGAAGAAAUGGUGGACGCAGUUAUCUACAAGCUCAGAAGAAGAGGCCUCUGACGAAAAUGUCCUGAUACUAAAGCGACAGCUAAGUGGAAUGUGGCAGCAAGAAAGUCACCUUGCAUCAGUACCAGGUUAUACUGGCAACAUAGCCAAGGACUUGGAUGGCUACUUAUCACAGCUCCGCUGAUACGAGGCUUCACCAAAUAUCCUGCAUCUGUUUUGGGACUUCAUGAGACUUUUGCAGAUCUGUCCGAGCUCUGCUGCAGGAAGAAACUGGUAAAACCACUAACUAGUCCAAGAGGGCUUCAUCUCCAGGACAGGCCCUCGUUGUGCCACCACAGACAAGGUGGCGUCUGCCUGCUUCAUAUUGAAGUAGUGUUCUUUCCAGAUAGUGGUUUUGAACUUACUGAGGUAACGUUUACCUAACGCUCCUGCGUGACGGACUUCACAAGAGCCACUUCUCCUCUGUUCCUGAGGAGCAGAGCAGGAACCUCAUCACUGGGAUUGGAGAUCUAGGAGAAACUGGCAUGUUGGAGAAAUGCACGGUGUCUACAAGUCCGUGCAGGACGCUGUGCCUGAAACUGCGACAUUUUAACCCGGGACACUGGAUAUUGCAGCCGUUUUUUUUGUUUAUUUUGUUAUGUUAUUUGAAACCCUAAUAUUAAAGACGUUUUUGCA